Messenger RNA from Pocillopora meandrina, 2657 nucleotides. NCBI's taxonomy places the organism in Eukaryota, Metazoa, Cnidaria, Anthozoa, Scleractinia, Pocilloporidae. The record is from the annotation of a GenBank genome assembly.
GUCCUAUUGUAUUUAGAAGAAUCGCGAACUCCCGGCGCGAAUAAUCCAGACGGAGGUUUGCAUUUCUUUCUGUCUUUGACCAAAGGAAAAGCGGACGGAAAGGUACUGUUACUUCGAUUUUAUAGCUUUAUUGAGCAUCCAGUUCGUCCCGCAAGAUUACGACUGAUUAGUAUGUUAAAACGAUUAUUGAAACGAUUAAUCCGGAUUGCGUAGAUCUUAUUCUGUUCAGAUGUCCUUCAUCAGAUUGCGCUUACGAGUUUUAACACGCUGAACGCCAAAAAAACAUGAAAAAGUGCGUUAAGGAAGAGCGAAAAUCCUAAGACUAUAUCUUUUAAAUAGACAUAAUGUAUAACUGCGCGGAUCGUGAGAUACAACACAAAUAUUGAGGUAGAUAACUUAGAGAUCAAAGUUCUCAUUUGCAGAAUUGCUGUCAAAAACAUAAAACAGAUGGGUGACAUGUUUUUUUUUAAACUGAAAAUUUCCAUAUUGUGUAGAAAAAGCUGUGUUGGGUCAUUUAUUUUAAAUAUCUCCUAGGUUUUCAAUAUGUGCUAGCAAAUUUUCUUAGUGCAUUUACAUCAGAUAAAAACGCGAGUUUAGCAAAGGUCAGAUCCAACGACAAUGAAAAAUUCCAUUUUCACUGACUGACGUAGGCAUGUAUUGCAUUCCAUGGGAUAUGUGCCCAGUACCAAAAACAGUUAUUACUCCGUCGAGCUAAAACAUCAGCGCAAGAUGAAUUUUAAAUGAUUUUAAAAUAAGCAAGUAAGUUUGUUCUAUUUCACCAAAGACUAGGGUUUUUUUUGGUUACCCGACUGGUCGAUCACCUAGACGCUUACCUGCGAUCAGGCGCUCGGUUUUUUUUUUUUAUCGGGGAGCGUGAUAGUGAAGUCCGCCUCACUACACGUCACGUUUCUCGCAAAAAGAACAUAUGAUCGCCGGUUACCCUCCCCAGUAACUUCAGGCGGGAACAGGGUACAGCGGUCAUCGAUAAAACCACCCUUACCAAUUAAUUAUUAUUACAAACACACGAUGUUUUGCAGGACCAUGCAUCAAGCACUUGAAAUUUUUCUGGUUCUGUUAGUGCUCCUAUUGGCCAGGACUCAGUCACGCCCUCUGGAUGAACUUAAAAAUGAAAUCCAGCCAACCACUACAGCAUGUUUAACUCCAAACUGCUUGUAUGACUCCAAAUGCUAUGCACACGAAGAAGAGAUAAGUCAUGGAUCAAACGGGGAAGGAUGGUGUUAUGGGCUGUUAUGUAAUGAUGGUAAUGUUGUCACAUGGGAUGACUUUGAUUGUGGUCCAGUUUCCACCACACCUCUAACAACAAUGACACCCACCACCCCACCUAGUCUCCCUGUUACAACCAUUCCAAAGUCCGGGUGCAUGUACAAUGGCAUUUGGUACGAAGAGAACAGUGACAUAGAAAAAGGGACAGAUGGUAUGGGGUGGUGCUAUGGAUUGUACUGUACCAGUGAUGGAAGGAUUAUUACAUGGGAUGACUGGAACUGUGGCCCUACAACAGGUCCUACAACAGCUCCUACAACAGGUCCUACAACAGGUCCUACAACAGGUCCUACAACAGGUCCUACAACAGCUCCUACAACAGCUCCCACGAUAGCUCCUACUACAGCUCCUUCUACAGCUCCCCCACCACCUCCCCCAUCAACAACACAAUUAGGUUGCCUCGAAAAUGGUGUCUGGUAUGCCCCAGGCAGUGAGAUAAGUAGGGGAACAGAUGGGCAAGGUUGGUGCUAUGGGGCGAUUUGUACAGAUGAUGGUCAAAUCCAGCUAUGGGAUGACUUCAAUUGUACAUCACAGUCUACACCCACACCCACACCUCCAGCUCUGCCCAAAGGUUGUUACUAUGAGGGGAAAUGGUACCCAACUGGUGUCUUUGAAGGUACUAAUAGCCGUGGGUGUAGGUUUGGAGCACAUUGUGGUUUGGAUGGCCAAGUGAUAGAUUGGGAAGAAUUUGACUGUCAAAUCAAGAGCCAGUGACAAGAAUUUCACCUAGAAUUUAUGCUUGGCUAACUAAGUCAUAAAUAUUAGAGACAGAUAGUCUGCAUGGGCUAUGGGUGUAACAUUACACAGUAGCCUAUGAUAAUACAGUGCGCAGUUCACAGAUUUGAAUGCUUUCUCAUUUAAGAUUUUCACAAAUGUGUAAUCACACCAAUAAUUGUUUUCAUAGAUUGACAAACAUUAGAAAUAAAGCUGUCCUCUCUGGAAUGUGGUCACUCAGGAAUGUUACUGACGAGCUCAAAGCAGGGUAUUUUGCCAUAUAAGAACCCAAAAGAAUCCUGUCAAGGAUUUUUCCAUCACUUCACCCAUGCCCUUAUGGUCUUGAAUAGAUAUUAUUUUAAUCAUGAAUGUUCUCAGAGCAGAAAUAUCCUACUUAAAUUUCAGUGAUGGAUUAAUAUUAUGGUAGUGUACAGAGCCAUACUUAACUAAACAGGUAGGUGAGUUCUGCACACAAGCCAAAUCAAUUCAGCAAAUUAAAUAUGUAUCAAGUUUUUUCUAAAUGAGACAAAAAGUAGCCAUCCAAUGUAAUUAUUUCUCAAAAAUUGCUUUAUUGAGAACAUUAACAGGUACACUGACAACAGUGUGUACUGGUUCAUGGAUCUGAACAGGUUAAAUUUACCUUGUGAAAAUAUUCAUCACCC